This is a messenger RNA of Atta colombica, 1425 nucleotides long. Its product is annotated as Wilms tumor protein homolog. Lineage: Eukaryota; Metazoa; Arthropoda; Insecta; Hymenoptera; Formicidae. The transcript has 5 exons. Gene Ontology annotation, biological process: regulation of transcription by RNA polymerase II. Bases 380 to 1333 code for a protein of 317 amino acids. Gene Ontology annotation, molecular function: DNA-binding transcription factor activity, RNA polymerase II-specific; RNA polymerase II cis-regulatory region sequence-specific DNA binding. The record is from RefSeq and is a predicted model, not a curated record.
AAUCGCAGACGUGGCAUUGUACAUUUCUUAGAAUGCUCAUAAUGCUCGCUAUUACUUCUCAAUUUUAAAGAGACAAAUAGUACAAGAUUGCGAUUAUGAUCUAAUACAAGCGGUUCUUAGUCUUCUUAUCGUGCUAAAUAUACUGCAAAUAAAAAUCUAUCUUUGUUAGAUUCACGCGAAUAAUGAUGCGGUGAUCAAUAAAUAGAAUCUUAUUAAUUGAUAUUGAGAAACACGAUUGACAAUUGAGUCAAUCUUAGGAGCAAUCAUGUAAACGCCAGUUAGAAUUAUUCUGAAAGUCUUUGUUGCGUAUAAUCGUCAACUUGUAUGAAAAUUUUUUGAGAUCAGCUGCAUCCUAGUUUUGAUUUAAUUUCUCGGUAUCAUGAUCGAGGAAGCUACGACAUUCGAUAUGACAGACGAGCAACUGUUCUCCGCCCUUGGCUUCACAAUGGAUACUAGCAUCGAGAGACAGCUAUUUUCCCCGACCAAGACGAAUCUACCUAGCGAUUACGAAAUCUCGAGUACACUCAGCGAUGACUUCGGAAUAUUCGACAAUCAAUUAAACAUAAUAAAUCCGACAGAUUGCUAUACUGACUUAACUUGUUCUCCGCAAUCAUCUUGGAACGACUGGUCGACCACCAAUACCCCUACAUCGUCAGGUUAUUUUAGCGAAUUGGGUGAAUUGGAUUCAGAGCUGGACUGGUGUCUAGAGAAGAGCUGGGAUUCCGGUCUUCCAGAAAGAACACCAUUGUGCACUGCAGGAUGCGAAGGAUUUUUGCAUCUACCGCCUCUGUCGAAUCCGCAACAGAUGCCACAAUAUGAGGAACCAUUGCUAGUACUUGGCAUCGAUUUACGAGCGUUGGAAAACACAUUAGGAACAAAUACGAUAGAUUAUAACAACAAUCAGUUAAACGACAAUCUCCUAAUCUCAUCAGCAGCUACUGCCGCUUUAGCAACCCACGAUUAUACUAAUCGUAGUUUAGCAAAUGCGUCCGAAGAUCGAUGCUUCCCAUGUACUUACCAAGGAUGUCUAAAAGUAUACGCCAAAGCAUCUCAUUUGAAAGCUCAUUUACGCCGACAUACUGGCGAGAAACCGUUCGCGUGCACUUGGACCGGUUGCGUAUGGCGUUUCAGUCGAUCGGAUGAACUGGCGAGGCACCGACGAUCGCAUUCGGGCAUUAAACCGUACUCGUGCGAGAUAUGCUCGAAAAAAUUUGCACGUAGCGAUCAUCUGGCCAAGCAUCGUAAAGUGCACCGGAAAAAUACCUACCCAUUGUUUCACGGGGCUAGAGGACUACGUAGCGGCAAGAUAAAUGUUUUACCAUCAGAAAUCUAAAAUUCCUCUUUUAAAAUUUCUUUUUAACUUAAGAAAACAAGCCAAAGUUUAUCACUAAGAACACGAAACGUCUACAACAUCAUUUCUAUAUA